This is a messenger RNA of Emiliania huxleyi CCMP1516, 2243 nucleotides long. RefSeq lists its product as hypothetical. The record is from RefSeq and is a predicted model, not a curated record. Gene Ontology annotation, molecular function: hexosyltransferase activity. The transcript is spliced from 9 exons. Gene Ontology annotation, biological process: glycolipid biosynthetic process. Bases 27 to 2243 code for a protein of 738 amino acids. NCBI's taxonomy places the organism in Eukaryota, Haptophyta, Isochrysidales, Noelaerhabdaceae.
GCUCGACAGCUCUCCGAGGCAACCGAAUGCUCGGCCUCCUCGCCAGCUCGCUGCUCACGCGGCAUGGCUCCUCGGAGGCGCCGCCGCAGCGUGCGCCUCGCAUCGGCCACCAGCUCGCUCCGGCGCCGCUGCUCGCCUCGCUGCGCGGCAGGAGCGCCGCCAGCGGCGGCACAGCCACCGCAGCAGUGAGGCUCCUGUCGUCACAAGAGCCGGCAACGUCGGAGCGGCAGCACCGCCGCCGUCCGUGGCGCCGCCGCGGCGCCGCUGCCGGAGCGCGCCAGUUCAGCGGGCUCGAUGACGUUCCGUUCGGGCCGGGCCGCGUGAUUACCGUCUCGGCAGACAGCCGGUCCAUGGCUGGCGGGCCGGCGGCGCGGCGCGUGGUGGAGGUGUCGCGGCCGGGCCGCCGCGACGAGAGCCGCGCCCUGGCCACCCGCUCCGCCGCCGCCGCGGGCAAGAAGCGCGUGCUCAUCCUCAUCUCGGACACGGGUGGCGGGCACCGCGCGUCGGCAGAGGCGCUCGAGGCGGCGAUGGAGCGGGAGGCGCCGGGCAGACUGGACGUGGCGAUCGUGGACGUGUGGACGCAGUAUGGCGCCUUCCCGUUCAACAAGUUUGUCCCGUCCUACCGCCUCGCCGCCAAGUACCCAAACGUGCUCUGGCGCUCGUGCUACUUUGCAACCUCCUUCCCGCCCCUGAUGGCGGCGCUCAACCUGCAGCACCGGCUCACUUGCUCGCGCGGCUUCGCUCAGCACGUCCCCCUCUCCGUCCUCGCGCGAUUCGACGAGAAGAGGAGACGCCGGGUGCCGUUCGCCACGGUUGUGACCGACCUCGGCUCCGCGCACCGCACGUGGUUCGACAAGCGCGUCGACGCGUGCUUCGUCCCCUCGGACGCCGUGCGCCAGCUAGCCGGCCGGCAGCUCGCCGCCGAGCUACAGCUGUCGACUGACCGCAAGACGGUCCUCAUCGUGGGCGGCGGCGACGGCGUUGGCUCGCUCGAGGGCAUCGUCAAGUCGCUCGCGAGCGAGGCCGGCAAGAAGUGCCCCGGAGAGACGCAGCUCGUCGUCGUCUGCGGCAAGAACGCGCGCCUGCAGCACAAGCUGGAGCGGCAGCGGUGGGAGGGCGUCGACGUGUGCGCGCGCGGCUUCACCAGCCGCAUGUCCGACUACAUGGAGGUCGCGGAUUGCAUCGUCACCAAGGCCGGCCCCGGCACGGUCGCUGAGGCCGCGAUCCGAGGCUUGCCCACCAUGCUCUCCUCCUUCCUCCCCGGCCAAGAGGCGGGCAACGUGCCGUUCGUCGUCGAGUCGGGCUUCGGCGAGUACUCGGCCAACCCUCGCAAGAUCGCGCUCACCGUCACAGGCUGGCUGCAGGACGCGACCAAGCUCGAGGCGAUGAGCGAGGCGGCGGCGCGCGCGGGCCAGCCUCACUCGAGCGGCACGAUCGCGAUCGCAAGCGACUUGCAGUAUGAGAAGCCGACCGUGGAGCGACUGCGGCACGGCGAUGCGGAAGCCUUCCGCUUUGACCGCUACCAGUCUCCGGCGGCCGUCAAGGCCGCCUUCGACGGAUGCCGCUCCCGCCGCUCGUUCCGGACGCACGAGGCAAGCGACGGCCGGCGGGGGCUUGUCAGCUCGACGCGGCUGGGCGGCGACUGGGUGCUGGCCGAGUCGGAGCAGCUUGCGCCGGCAUGCACGGCGGAGGAGGUGCUGCGCGCGUACCUGACCGGCUCGCUCCAAAAGGAGUGGAACGCCGACAAGGUCUCUCGCGUGGCCUUCUCGCGAGCGGCGUCGCCGGAGCGCGGCAGGUACUACCGCCAGGACAUCGAGCUGCGGUCCGUCCGCGUGAUUCGGAGCCGCACUGGCCCGAUGAGCUACAGCCAGACUAUCUCCGUCGACAAGGCGCGCAAGCCCUUCGAGGCGCUCUCGGUGUACGUCGGUCUGCAGCAGGUCGGGCCGGACGUGCGCAUCUACGCGGCGGGCGUCUUCCGUGUCAACCGGCGGGUGGUGCCCAACUUGGUUGUGUUUGAUGCGAGCGGCAUCGCGGGCGACAUGGCCGGCAAGGGGACGCUCUGGCUCGCCGGACACUUCGAGAGGAGGAGGGUCGCCGCCGCGGCAGCAGCGGUGGCGCGGGAGGCGCGUGGCGGCGCCGGCGGGGCUGCCAGCCGGCGCUGGGCGGGCGCCGUGCGCUUCCUGCGCGGUCGCGUCAACGGAGGAGCGGCAUCGAGCGAGGGAGAAUGCGGGAGGAGGACGUAG